CUCAGCUGAGAAGAGCGAUUUGGUGAACACACAGGCGAGAGCACAAUGUCGGUCUCCGAUCGCCUUCCCGAUUACCCGGUCAACUCAGAUUUCGUAAAGAAAUUAAAGUCAGCCCUGGAAGGCAGGGAUGAGGCGAGACUGAGGGACUUGAUCUGCGCUGACGUUCAGCACGUGGACGCCGUGAUAGAAUUGGCUAACGACGACUGGAUGAAGGACCCCUGCGCCCAGCUGCCCCCCGGGGUGCUCGCAGGAGACCUGGAGCAUCUGAAGCCCCUCAUGGACAAGUUCUUCCAGGAUGCCAACGUGGUGUUUGAGAUCAACAAGGACGAGAUGGUGUGGCAGGUGAAAUCCCCAGCCACGUUUGGACUGUCAGGCCUCUGGACCCUGGAGUACAAGCGCGAGCUCACCACGCCCCUGUGCAUCGCCGCGGCCCAGGGCCACACGGCCUGCGUGCGCCACCUGCUCGGCCGCGGCGCAGACCCCGACGCCAGCCCCGGCGGCCGCUGCGCCCUGCACGAGGCCUGCCUGGGGGGCCACACGGCCUGCGCCCGGCUGCUGCUGCAGCACCGCGCCGACCCCGACCUGCUCAGCGCCGAGGGCCUGGCGCCCCUGCACCUCUGCCGCACGGCCGCCUCGCUCGGGUGCGCGCAGGCGCUGCUGGAGCACGGCGCCUCGGUGCAACUCGAGGGCGGCGCCAGCCGGGACACGCCCCUGCACGUGGCGGCGCAGCGCGGCCUGGAUGAGCACGCGCGCCUCUACCUGAACCGCGGGGCGCGCGUGGACGCAAGGAAUGGCCGCGGCGAGACGGCCCUGAGCGCGGCGUGUGGUGCAGCCUGGCGGCCCGAUGAGCACGCGCGCUGCCUGCGCCUGUGCGCGCUGCUGCUGAGGCACGGCGCGGCGGCAGACACACGCGACGAGGACGAGCGCAGCCCGCUGCACAAGGCCUGCGGCCACGCGCGCCCCGGCCUGGCGCGCCUGCUGCUGCGGCACGGCGCCGAUGCGCGCGCGCUAGACUACGGGGGUGCGUCGCCGCUGGCCCGCGUGCUGCAGACGGCCGCCUGCGCGCCCGAGGCCGAGCCGCAGCUCACGGUGCAGGAGCUGCUCAACCACGGCUCCCCCACCGUGUGGCCCGACGCCUUCCCCAAGGUGCUGAAGAGCUGCGCAGCAGUCCCCGCUGUCAUCGAGGUUCUUUUCAACUCCUACCCUCAGCUCCGCGUCUCCGAGUCCUGGAAGGAGGUGAUCCCCGAAGAAGUGUUUCAGGUGCACCAGGCUUUCUACCAGUCCCUCUUUGCCUUGGCCCACACACCCCGCUGUCUGCAGCAUCUCUGCCGCUGCGCCAUCCGGAAAUCGUUUGGCAGAAAGUGCUUUUCCCUCGUGCCUCUGUUGCCCUUGCCGGAGUCCCUGCAAAACUACCUGCUUCUGGAGGCAGAGGGGGUUCUGCACUGAAACCCAGCAGUAUGGCCCAGGACACUGUGCUCUUCUGAUGGGCCUUGGAUGGGACCUCCCACCCACCCAGUGCACAGACCUCACCCCGCUUCAGGUUCCACCUGGGCAUGGAGAUGGUAAUAAAAGCCCUUUCUGCCUCUCUCAGGGUUGCUUCUGAGAAUUGAAACUGUGAAUGUCAUAGUACAUGUAUCACAAAGUACCUUUCCACAGUUCAGUUCAGUUCAGUUCAGUCGCUCAGUCGUGUGACCCCAUGGA
This is a messenger RNA of Capra hircus (goat), 1701 nucleotides long. It is a transcript of the gene ASB18, whose product is annotated as ankyrin repeat and SOCS box containing 18. Gene Ontology annotation, biological process: intracellular signal transduction. The transcript has 6 exons. Lineage: Eukaryota; Metazoa; Chordata; Mammalia; Artiodactyla; Bovidae. The record is from RefSeq and is a predicted model, not a curated record. Gene Ontology annotation, molecular function: protein binding. Bases 46 to 1446 code for a protein of 466 amino acids.